UGUCUGUACGAGUGCUCACCCAAUCUGGGGCCCUGGAUCCAGGAGGUGAAGCAGAGCUGGCGCAAGGAACGCUUCCUGGAUGUGCCCUUAUGCAAAGAGGACUGUCAGCAAUGGUGGGAGGACUGCCGCACGUCCUACACCUGCAAGAGCAACUGGCACAAGGGCUGGGACUGGAGCUCAGGAUUUAACAAGUGUCCGGCUGGAGCCACCUGCCACACAUUUGAGACCUACUUUCCCACACCUGCAGCCCUGUGUGAGGGCAUCUGGAGUCACUCCUACAAACUCAGCAACUACAGCCGAGGGAGCGGCCGCUGCAUCCAGAUGUGGUUCGACCCGGCCCAGGGCAACCCCAACGAGGAGGUGGCGAGG
Suricata suricatta (meerkat) is the source of this 369-nucleotide messenger RNA. RefSeq names its product folate receptor beta. The record is from RefSeq and is a predicted model, not a curated record. Gene Ontology annotation, cellular component: external side of plasma membrane. The annotation marks the transcript as partial. Gene Ontology annotation, biological process: sperm-egg recognition; fusion of sperm to egg plasma membrane involved in single fertilization; cell adhesion. NCBI's taxonomy places the organism in Eukaryota, Metazoa, Chordata, Mammalia, Carnivora, Herpestidae. The transcript has 3 exons. Gene Ontology annotation, molecular function: signaling receptor activity.